AGGAGCCGCCGGGGGAGCGGCGAGCGGCAGCACCGGGCCGGGGGACACCGGGCUGGGGUCAGCGCUCGGCCCCGGCGAGGACCAGGGAGGGGACGGCGGGUGCCCGGCCCCUCCGCCGCUUCCCACUCAACAUGGAUGCCGGCUCCCUGGAUGCAGCAGUGCAGGGCGCCCUCCAGGCCCUCUACCCGCCCUUCGACGCCACGGCCCCCACGGUGCUGGGGCAGGUCUUCCGGCUGCUGGAGACCAGCUACCAGGGUGAUGGGCUCUGCUGCCUGCUCCAGUUCCUCAUCCCAGCCAAGCGCCUCUUCGAGCACAUCCGGCAGGCAGCCUGCGCUCCCUACUUUAACUGCAUCUUUCUCCAUGAAGGCUGGCCCUUGUGUCUGCACGAGAAGGUGGUCGUGCACCUCGCGCCGCUCAACCCGCUCCUGCUGCGCCCUGGGGACUUCUACCUGCAGGCAGAGCCAUGCAAGGAGCACUCGGCGCGCAUCGUCCUCAAGCACCUCUCCCAGGACCUGUGCACCGUGGAGGAGAUGCCGGUCCCCGAGGCUGCCUACGCGCUGCUCUUCACCAACGAGUGGCUGGAGGAGAUCAACGGCGGCCGGGCCGGAGCCCCCCUGCAAACCUGCCUGGUGGCCACCGAGAAUGGCAUCGCCCCGCUGCCGUGGAGCAGCAUUGCCACACCGGAGUUCAUCGACAAGCCCAAGGCUGGAGCUGAUGGAACACCUGUGGACACCCAGCAUGACCCUGCUUCUGAAGCUGCAGCUGAGCCAGCAGCACCCAGUGUGCCCGUGCCCUGUGGCACAGCAGGCAUCCCCGUGCCCUAUAGCAACGUCGUGGGCACCAUCCCAGGCUGCAAGGGCACCUCUCGGAAGCUGAGCCAGGGAAAAUACCCGGGACUGAUCAAGGUGGACCAGGCUGGGCUGCGGAAGAAGCCGAGCGCGCUGGCCAUGCCCAGCCUCUGCGAGAUCAUCAGCCAGAACCUGGAGGGGGAGUACGUGGACCUGCUGGAGCUGGCCCCGGAGCACAUGGGCCUCCUGGCCAGGUCCCUGCCGGCGGGCGCUGGGGACAAGGCUGCGCUCCCCUGCCUGAACGGGGCCCCCUGCGGGGCAGCACAGAGCUCGGGGGAGGGUCCCUGCACCCCGUGCCUGGGGCAGGAGCUGAGCAGGGAGCCGGGGCCACACGGGCCACGGUGCCGCCACCGCGACUCGUACCUGGCCGCGCUGCAGAACCCGGUGAGCUUCGGGGCCGGGCUGAUGGCAGCCAUCCUGGAGGAGCCGGACGGCCCCGGCCCCGAGCCGCCCCCCGCUGCUCCCCGGGAGACCCCCGCGCAGCGCGGGAUGGGCGGCGGCAGCCCCCCGCUCCUCACCCCCCGAGCGCAGGCAGCGGCGCGGCAGAGCAGCCCCCGGCUGCCCCAGGGCUCCGGCCACAAGUUCUCCUUCCUGAAGGGGCCCCGGCUCGGGGCGGCCCCCGGGGAUGAAAGAGCCGGCAGCCAGCAGGAAGGGGCCUGGAGGAAGAUGUCUGCCAUCUACUCGCCCAGGAUGGGCAGAGCCAAGGCAGGCGGGAAAGGUUCGGAUGCGGCAGCCCCAGCCCCUGCGGAGGAGCGACCCAUGGAAAGCUCCAGCUCUAAGAAUGGUCCCUCCAUGCCCAGCACCAGCACCAGCACCAGCACCGUGGGCUGGGAGCCGCCGGCCUGGCAGGACCUGCACACGGGGCUGCUGCACUCGGGCAUCGUGUGCCUGCCAGGCAGCUCGGACCGGCAGGGCAGGGCCCUGCUCCUGGUGACCACCGGCGGCAGCGCCUGGGGGGCCGCCUGGUGCUCGGCUGCUGAGCUGGGGACGCUCAUCCUCUACCUCUGCUCCAUCGCCAGGCAGGACAUGAAGGACGUCGGGCUGACCGUCGUGGUGGAUGCCCGGAAGCAGCCGCCUGCUCCUGUCCUGUUCUCUGCCCUCCGCUCUGCCCAGAGCAUCUCGCCGGGCUGCAUCCACACCGUGCUGCUGCUGGCCGAGAAGGAGCUGGUCACGCACCGCGAGAAGCUGCCCGGGGUGCAGGUGGAGUCGCUGCCGUCGCUGAAGGCUCUGGGCCGCUUCGUCGACAGCUCCCAGCUGACACCGGAGCUGGACGGGGCCUUCCCCUACAGCCACGGCGAGUGGGUGCAGUUCUUCCAGAAACUGCAUCCCUUCACGGCCAGCCUCCGGCGGGCAUCGGAGCUGCUGCAGGGCUGCAUCCAGGAGCUGCGGAGCGGCAACGCGCUGGUGGUGACACAGGAUGCAGGCGCCUGCAUCGGGAGGCACCGGGAGCUGAUGCGGAGGGUGCUGAGCGAUGCGCCGCUGGUGUGGGUGCAGCGGGAAGGGGGGGCCGUGCUGGCCCGGCUGCGCAGGGAGGCCGCCCGGCUCCGCACCUCGGCCCACGUCAGGACCAGCAUGGAGUCGGCCGAGGCGCUGUACAACCAGCUGGAGGAAGAGCUCCAUGACCUGGUGUUCCAGUCCAACAGCUCCCUGGAGCGCCUGGAGUUCCUGCGGAAGGUGCGGGAGCUGGAGGCCGAGUUCAGCAAGCUGGGGCUGUGGCUGGACGGGGAGGCAGCGGCGCGGCUGCAGGAGAUGGGUGCUGAGGAGUGGAGCCCCGAGAGCUUCCUGGGGUCUGACGAGCGGUUCAACGCGUUCCUCACCCAGGCAACAGCUCAGUACCGGCACGGCCUGGCGCUGUGUCAGGAGGCAGCUGAGGUCCAAGGCGCGGCUUUCCCAGAGGCCGCCCUCUUCCAGGCGGCCGUGGCCCUUUUCCGGACGAAGCUGAGGAGCUUCCAGAGGCAGGUGGAGCGGCGCCAGGCGGAGCGGGAGCUGCUGCGGGACCUCGGGUGCUUCUCCAGCAAGAUGGCGGGGCUGAAGCUGGGCUGCGGGCAGUGCCUGGGCCGGGGGAAGCGCGAGGAGGGCCGGGCGCUGCAGGGGCUGCAGAGCUCCUUCCAGAAGCUCUUGGUGGAGUUCGCCCUGGAGAAGCUGCAGGAGAUGAAGGCUCAGGUGCGCCGGAUGCGGAGCAGCCCAGGGCUGGCAGCCUGGACCGAGGCACGGCGCCGGUACCAGGAGACGCGGCAGGUCCUGGAGGAGAUGCUGGCACAGCUGCAGGAGGCCUGGGGAGCUGAGGGGCACGGGGACUCCUUCAGCUGCCCCGGCUCGGGGUCUGCUGCCCCUUGCGAGGGAGCUCCGGGCACCAGCCCUGAGCCAGCGGUGCCAGGGGAGCAACCGGAGCCCGGUGCCGGGACAGGACAGCCCCGGGCCAGCACCGCUCCCAGCCCCUCACCGGGUGCGGAGCCAAGCUCCCCGCAGCCCCGCAGCCAUCAGGGGCCAGAGGGGGCUCCUGCCUCUCACCACUGCCCCUCUGCCAACACCAACCCCGAGAGCGGAGCCUGCCCGGGCGCUGCAGGACCCCUCACCCACAGCAUCCGGACCCUGCAGAGACCUCCCCUCACAGUGCCAGCCCGGGCGCGUGUUCCAGGCGCUGACCCCCCGUGUCCCCCGGCUCUGCCCCACGGGGCUGUCACACGUGCUCCAUCCGCCCAGAAGCGGGCAGAAUACUUCCAGGUUUCCAGCCAGAGCAGCUUCUCCUCUGAAGACUCCGACUCGCAGAACUCCACCGAGGAUGCUCCAGCACCGAGCCUGGCCUUGUCCUGGGACCUGCAGAGCCCAAGACCGCGUUGCCCCCCCGAAAAGCCCUCCCAGAUCAUUUACCUGGAGAACCACCACGCCGAGAGUCCACCUAAAGCGAAUGCCAAGUAAACCCGGUCCCAGUCGGGGCUGUUUCUGCCCAGUGGCUGAGGUAUCGGUCACUGGCUGGAUGGGACAUCCCAUGCUCGGAGGUGGGGCUGCUGCUGCUCCAGCA
Molecule: messenger RNA, 3870 nt
Organism: Neopsephotus bourkii (Bourke's parrot)
Lineage: Eukaryota; Metazoa; Chordata; Aves; Psittaciformes; Psittacidae
Product: KIAA1755 ortholog
Exons: 14
Coding region: 132-3767 (1211 amino acids)
Source: RefSeq, a predicted model, not a curated record